AUGAAGAAAAUAUCAUUAAGUAUUCUGCCUGACUGGUGUCGUUGUGAGGUUAAGGAAACUGAUGAAAAUGAAAUUAAUGACUUUAAAGAUAAAAUGAUAACAGCCAUCAAGGAUGGCAAGAAAGGGUUUGAUGAUUACAAAAACUCAGUUAUCCAAAAAAUCAUUCACCAAGCCAAUAGUCAAGGCGUUAGUGAAACUGAAUUAAACAAUAAUCGUCCCAACUGGCAAAAUCGCCUCCGCGCUUUUAAAAGUAGAAAAGUC
Racocetra persica is the source of this 261-nucleotide messenger RNA. The record is from the annotation of a GenBank genome assembly. NCBI's taxonomy places the organism in Eukaryota, Fungi, Glomeromycota, Glomeromycetes, Diversisporales, Gigasporaceae.